This is a messenger RNA of Ostrinia furnacalis (Asian corn borer), 3134 nucleotides long. RefSeq lists its product as uncharacterized. NCBI's taxonomy places the organism in Eukaryota, Metazoa, Arthropoda, Insecta, Lepidoptera, Crambidae. The record is from RefSeq and is a predicted model, not a curated record. The transcript has 2 exons. The coding region runs from base 1314 to 2309 and encodes 331 amino acids.
AAAAAGACGUAGGUACUAAAAAAUAAUUUUCAGAACAUGUACCGAACUGUACCAGAUUAUAAAACACUUAGAUAACCAGUUAUACAUGCUUUAAUCUGCUAUUUUUCAGUGAUAUUCGAUGAAAUAAACUACACAAGAAUUCACUUGUACGUACUUACUCGUACUUGCAAUUUUAGUGAUAUUAUUUUAACGUGAACAACAAUGGGCUCCACAGUUCAAAAUACAAAUUAUUGGCACUGCUACAUUUGUGAAUUGGAUAUACCAGCAUCACAUAUUGAAGAGCAUAAUGAAAGUUGGAAACAUAGUAUGUAUGUAUCGAUAUGUCAAGAAUCACUAAAAAGGCUGAACAACCAUAUUACCGUAAGAAACCGCGAUUUAUCCCAUCGCAAGAAAAGUACGAAUAUCACAGAGUUUUGUGCCAACUGCUCUGUAAUAGUUGAGAAUAACGAUCACAAAGCAUCAAGAAACCACAACCAAUCGAAGACAAAAGAUGUGCUGAUGGAAAAUCUUUUUAAAUUAUACGUUAGUUCCUCCAACUUCAACAAAAAAUUCCUCAACGAAUUAAAAAAUACCAUAACAGAACUGGUGACACUACUUAGCACAGAAUCUGAGCGAACUAUUUCUGAUAUGAAAUAUAAAACAACAGAACCACUUAAUAAUGGAAUCACGUACGAUAAAUAUAUAAAACCUUGUAUCUCGGAAGCAGACACUCAAACAAACAGUAAUACUUUUCAUAAUAGCGAAUGUAUUAUAGAAGUGCAAUCGCCAAACAACGAUAAAAAGGUAAAUAUUGUUGAUAAUAAUGAUUGUAAUAAACAUGACCAUUUGCUGAAAUUAAAAGUAGAAAAAACAAUAAGUGAGAACCGUAUAGUACACGACCAAUUAUUGCAAAAGUCUGAAAAAUCAUCAAAAUUCGACUGCAAAAUUUGCUGUAUUGAAAUAGAGGAUAACCCAAAAAUGAUUGAAACACAUAUAAAAUCCUCCGACAUGUCUUCCUAUUUCAUAAUCUUUUCGGCGACCGCUUAAAAUGUCUUGUCUGCAAUAUCCACCAUGUGACACCAAAGUGCGAAUUAUUACAUAUCAAUUCUAAUAAACAAUCAAUAGAACCCGCUGCAGUAACAAAGAAAAAUGAUGACUAUGAAAAAGUCAUCAACCGUUUGUGUAAUGACAAUAUUAUAAAAACUUUUUCUAAACUUUAUAAAAACGAAAAGGUAGAUAAUAAUUUAGAAGCAGAUAUACAAAGUUCUAAAGCCAGUAUUAAUUCCCCAAUCAUAAGAUGGGAUGAAGAUGGUGAAAGUGUAGAUGGUAAAGACAUGAUAAUUAAUAAUAUUUCGAAAUUUUAUAAAGACGAAAACGCAGAGGAUAAUUUAGAAAAAAAUAUUCAAAGUUCUAAAGCCAUUGUUAAUAUUCCAAAAUUAAGAUGGGAUGAGGAUGGUGAAAAUGUAACUGGUAUAGAUAUGGUAUUGCCAGAAGUAUUGAACGAUUGUAUUUCUGGCAAUACCAGUUGUUCAGAUAAAGACUAUUUUGAUUUUGAACGCAAAAUGUCUAAUAAGAACCGUAAAAAAAAGGUUAAUAAAGCCAAACAUAGUAAAAAAAAGAAACGAAAAAAUAAAAGUAACCAUCAAACCGAGGAGCCUCCAGAUCCUUUGAUGGACAUUGAUUUAGUAAAAAAGGGCCCAAAUAUAAUCUACUGUAAACUAUGUAGAAUAACUGUUUCAAAUAAACCAGGACAUGAUUCGAGACAUUUUAAAGGCAAUUUACACUCAACUGAGCGUCAGUUUUUCUUAACACGAAACAAAAUAACUGCCUCCCAUUUCUAUGAAAAUUAUGGUUAUCUUCACUGCGGUUGGUGUAACAUACAUUUUUACGAAGGGUUUAUACACGAACAUGUUUUAAGUGAAUCUCAUACAACACACAUCCAAGAAUUAAUUGAAUAUGAAAAUAAAAGACUGGAAUACUAUACGAGAGAAGCAGAACACCAAAAAAUCGUGUGUGUAAUAUGCAAUGAUGGAAAAAAAAUUUUUAAAGGUCUAGGGAUUAUAAAUUUGCACUUUACUAAUAUGCACCAUCUUAAUAAUCAUAAGGCUCUUUUGUUUAAUAAUGAAAUUGAAUUAUUUGACAACUCUUUGUUUUGUAACGUGUGUAACAUCGCUAUAGAAGACUUUCACGAUAUUAUCCAUAUCAGUGAUGAAUCGCACAAAAGAAAUUUAAAUGAGUUUAAUAAUGUAUUAAACAGCGAUGAUACCGAUGAAGAACAUGAAGUCUAUUAUUAUAAUAAAAAUUUACAAAGAGAACAAAAUAUUGAAUAGAUAGAUGUAACGAGUACCUACUAAACUUUCGAGACUUAAUAUAAACAUUUGCUUAGCCAUAAAUAAAAUAUAUUUUUAUUUGUGGAGAUAUCACAUCAAAUAAAAAGCAUUGUAAUAAUUUUAUUGAAGUAACUAAAACAUAUUUUGCCGGUUAUUACACGCCCAAUCAUAAACAUAACGUAGACACACUUGAAAUGUGUUAAUGAGUGUAUUAUAAAAAAAUAAAUUACCAUACACUCGCUGACCAACAUCACCUUAGAAGAAAAUCGAUCGUUUAAUCAUCUGCUAUCUGCGUUCCGUUUUGUGUUGGAGUCAAUUCUCAACUUUGAAGUCCUUCGCCCUUAUAUUAUAUUUAUUUAUUUUAUUGUUUGGAAAAAAAACAGCAUUUUAUAACACAGAGUUACUAAUUUAACUUUACAUUUGCCCAUUACACAAAAAGAGAAAGAAUAUGGAAAUACGGAACAAAUGCCACUACAUCGAAUUGCCAAAGGAACCAAAACGUCCACCGAAAUCUGCACACAAUGCGUGACACUUGGCAAUAACGAAUCAAUUGCAGAAAAGUGUCCUUAAAAGUCACAUUGUUGACUUUCUAUCAUUACGGUAGCUAGCGUGAAUUAUAAACGUUAGAUUACAUGACACUUAUAUCUCUCGUCUCUUCCCUCUUCAAUGCUUUCGCGCGGUCAAGUCAUAAUUCAUCCACACUUUUUUUGUCAAAAUCACAAUUAAUCACUUCUACGAGAGCAGAACAUACUCGUAUUUUGUAAUUAAAUUAUUAUUUAAUCAAAGUAUUUUCAUUUUCUUUCACUUUUAAUUAGUUAUAUUUAU